GAUGGAGAAAUCGCACAAGCCAUGAUAUGUUCAAAAGGUGCUUCCAUGGUUCGCUGAGAAAUGGGGCAGGCCGCAGCUUUCGCCCCCUGCGUGACACGGGUGAAGGGUGACAAUGGCUCUCAAGAUCCACAGCAGCUCGCGGUGUCUUUGGCGAAAGUCGAGAAGCUGUUGCUCGAUACAGAGACCCUACAGCGGGAGUGUGAUGCACACUUUCGCAGAGCUGGGCUGGAUGCCCAUGGGACAAUGAGGCGAGUAGAGCUGCGGCGAUUGCUGUGGACCUUCGCACAUUCUUUGGGCUCAACUGAGUUGACAUGGGAAGCCAUUGAGGCCUUUGCGGUGACUGGCACCCUGGAAGCAAACGUCCCAGUGGUGACCAAAGAGGAGUUUUUCAGGUGUGUCACCAAGACAGUGCACCUGGUUGCCAGUGAACUGCGCAGAAAGCUGCAGGAGGUGGAAAACAAGUUGCGACCACUUCCACGAAGACCACCUGAGAGAGCUCCAGAGCAGAGUGGACCUACCCCAAAGACACCGGGCAGGCACUCAAGCCCUUGGGCGGCUAUGGCAGAAUUGAGCGGCAGCGAAGAAGAGUCUCCAAUCUCUUCGCCCAGAUCGUUAAAUGGCCCCGAGGCUGUGCUGCAGGAUGCCAUCUUCAGACCAGCCCCAUGUGGCCCAUGUGGCCCAUGUGCUCCACCGGAGGAGAAACAUCCUGGUCCUGUAGCACAUGAAGCCAACAAACGCCCUGUGGAGGCUGAUGAAACUGAGCCUGAAGCUGAAUCCUUCUUUCGGCCAGCUCCAGAGCCACAGGCGCCUCACGUCAAAUCGAACAAUGACAUGAUUGUGUUGGUGCUAAGCAGCGAGGGCAAUUUUGAUCCUCAACGUUUGGCUUUGGAGAGUGGCUCUUUGCUUCUGGGCCCAAUGGAGGAGGCCAAUGGCGAUUUGUCAUCAUUUUUUGGGGUCAGCGACAAUCGAACUGUCUUCGAUUUGUCCUUCCUUGAAAUGCUGCUGAGAGGUUCAGCAAUUGCGCGAAGUCCAGCUGCGAGGAUGAUUCCAGGUGUUGUUUGGAAGACUCCGGAGUCCGUUGCUCGCACUGUGAUGCUGUGCUUUCCCGAAGGAUCAGCUCUCUGCAUGUGGUUUCAGGAGACAGAGCACUGCGCUGCUUGCUGCAAAGCCAUACUUGAGGAGGCACUCGCUUCUGGUGCUCAACCUUGCUGCGACGGGCUUGACCUGCCAUCGAAGGAUCCUGGAGCAUAGAUCAUUUUCCGAGUUCUGCAGGAAGCGCAGGAGGGAAGAUACAAUGCCGUGG
Messenger RNA from Cladocopium goreaui, 1303 nucleotides. The record is from the annotation of a GenBank genome assembly. NCBI's taxonomy places the organism in Eukaryota, Dinophyceae, Suessiales, Symbiodiniaceae.